AUGGCAAAGAAGAACUCCUCUGCGACCUCGGUUCAGCUGAUGCUGAUCCUCCUCGUUCUGCUUGUGUUCGUUGGUGGCAUCCUUGGACAACGUGGCCCGUCCAUCUGCAGCAACCCACGCCAUCUCCACCGUCGCGGCAGCCAACCACACCCCGCCACCUGUCCCACGCCGCCGCGCCCCACAUCCCCGGACCCGCCGCGGCCCGCCGGGCCCGAGGUCGGCCCCCGCGGCCCAGACCCGGGCCGAGCCGCCCUGCCGCGCCCGAGGCGCCCUGCGUCUGCCGCCGCCCCGCGCCCGCGCCCUCUGCCGCUGCUCGCCGGCGCGCCUCCCCGCCGCCACGCGCCGCCGCCGCCCGGCUGCGCCUCGCAUCCGGCCACCCGAGCUAGCCGGAGGAGCACCGCGCCACGCCUCCCCGUCGCCCGCGCCUCCAGCCAGGCGCCCGAGCUCCUCCGCCCGCCUCGUCGCCGGCAGCCCCCGCGCCACCCCGCCGACCUCGCCGGCGGCCCGGAUCCACGCCGGCCACCACCGCGCCCAUCUCCGGCCGCCUCCCCAGAUCUGCACGCCGUCAUCCCCGGACGGUCCGAGCCCUCCAACCAAACGGCCCCGCUGCACCGCUUCGUCCCGCGGGAUCCCCUCGUCCCGUUCUUCCCCAAGGUCCAAUUUUUGGCCAAGUCCCAGUAA
This is a messenger RNA of Aegilops tauschii subsp. strangulata, 681 nucleotides long. Lineage: Eukaryota; Viridiplantae; Streptophyta; Magnoliopsida; Poales; Poaceae. The record is from RefSeq and is a predicted model, not a curated record.